ACCGGUGGGGUUCCACAUGUAACCAGGGUGAAACUCUGGCCACUAGAUCUGUGUGGUGUUUGAGCUCAUCUGGGAAGCUCUUCUUUGUUAAUAAGUGUUUGAGGGAGGUGUGAUUGGUUCUUUCUAGAAUAGAAAGCUGGAAGUAGACUUCCAGUCUGUGAUAACCUUUGAACAUUUGACAAAGGAAUUGUACGAUUUUACUGUGAGAAUAUCUUAUGCAGAAUAGCUGAGCCUCAGGGCUUUUCCCCAACACCUCCUUGUGCGCCAGUACCUCACAACCUUCCAUCAACACUUUUAUCCCCACACCUCCGCCAAGGUGAAGGCGGCAUCUUAGAAGGCCUGAAUUCUGCCUUUUUCAGAGUCCUUAUCACUUUUGAGUUAAUAUCUAUCUCUUCUGUUAGACUGCAGUCUCCCUUCAUAUAGGGUCCUCGUCCAGUUGGUUUUUCUUCAGUGGCUUGUCCGUAAUCCUGUUUUUGAGGAGGGUUGUUGACUGGGUUGAGGGGAAGAUCUCUCUCCAGGGUUUUCAGACUCGGGUCUCAGUGUUUAUCUUUUGGGGAUGUUGCAGGUGACCGAGCUCAACGAACCUCUCUCCAAUGAAGACCGAAACCUCCUCUCCGUGGCUUACAAGAAUGUGGUUGGUGCCCGGCGGUCUUCCUGGAGGGUCAUCAGCAGCAUCGAGCAGAAAACCAUGGCCGACGGGAAUGAGAAGAAGCUGGAGAAGGUUAAGGCUUACCGGGAGAAGAUCGAAAAGGAGCUGGAAACAGUGUGCAAUGACGUGCUGGCCCUGCUGGACAAGUUCCUCAUCAAGAACUGCAAUGACUUCCAGUAUGAGAGCAAGGUCUUCUACCUGAAGAUGAAGGGCGACUACUACCGCUACCUGGCAGAGGUGGCUUCCGGCGAGAAGAAAAACAGCGUGGUCGAAGCUUCGGAGGCAGCCUACAAGGAAGCCUUCGAAAUCAGCAAGGAGCACAUGCAGCCAACACACCCCAUCCGGCUGGGCCUGGCCCUCAACUUCUCCGUGUUCUACUACGAGAUCCAGAACGCGCCCGAGCAGGCCUGCCUCUUAGCCAAACAAGCCUUCGAUGACGCCAUAGCCGAGCUGGACACACUAAAUGAGGAUUCCUAUAAGGACUCCACGCUCAUCAUGCAGCUGCUGCGAGACAACCUCACCCUCUGGACGAGCGACCAGCAGGACGAGGAAGCCGGAGAAGGCAACUGAGCGCCUCGGCCCGCCCCCGCCCCCACCCCAUCACCACCGGUCCUUCCUCACCACAGUCACUAAGUAUCUAGUGCUAAACCUAUCUGUAUGGCAGCACAGCUACUCAGAUCUGCUCUCUGCACCCGGGAAGCAGUUCCAGAUAAAUUUAUGGGCAUUGCUGGACUGAUGGUUGCUUUGAGCCCACAGGAGCUCCCUUUCUGAAUUGUGCAGACAGGUGCAUCCUGAAGGAGGCAUUUUCCUAUGCCUGCUGAUCUAGGUGAAGUGCAGGCGAAAGCCUCGGGGAAGUUAGGAGAAUUAACCACACAGGCUACAGUUGGUAUUUAAAUGGUCCACUUAAAACCAUCUGCUAGUGUUUUGUUAAAGCAGUACAUCUGUGCAUGCAAAAGUGAAUUCACCCCUCCCACCUCUUUCUUAGCUAAUGGAAAACUGUUAAGGGAAGCUGAUAUGAGAGACCACUUGCUCCUUUCCAUCAGUUUAAUAAUAAACUUUAAUGUGAGGUUUCAGUAGCGCCUUGUUUGCCUCUUUAAAUUAUGAUGUGCACAAACCUUCUUUUCAAUGCAAUGCAUCUAAAGUUUUGAUACCUGUAACUUUUUUUUUUUUUGGUUGCGACUGUUUAAGAAUCAUGGAUUUAUUUUUUUGUAAUUAUUUGGCUAGUGUCCUUGUGUAUCCUGACAGCGCCAUGUGUGUCAGCCCAUGUCAAUCAAGAUGGGUAAUUAUGAAAUGCCAGACUUCUAAAUUAAAUGUUUUGGAAUUCAGUGGGUAAAUAAAUGCUGCUUUGGGGAUAUUA
Molecule: messenger RNA, 2006 nt
Organism: Physeter macrocephalus (sperm whale)
Lineage: Eukaryota; Metazoa; Chordata; Mammalia; Artiodactyla; Physeteridae
Gene: YWHAH
Product: tyrosine 3-monooxygenase/tryptophan 5-monooxygenase activation protein eta
Exons: 1
Coding region: 557-1219 (220 amino acids)
Biological process (GO): intracellular protein localization; signal transduction
Cellular component (GO): cytoplasm
Source: RefSeq, a predicted model, not a curated record